Messenger RNA from Ylistrum balloti, 7224 nucleotides. Its product is annotated as endoribonuclease Dicer-like. The coding region runs from base 1 to 6546 and encodes 2181 amino acids. Gene Ontology annotation, molecular function: protein binding; ribonuclease III activity; RNA binding. Gene Ontology annotation, cellular component: RISC complex; nucleus; cytoplasm. The transcript is spliced from 16 exons. Gene Ontology annotation, biological process: pre-miRNA processing; siRNA processing; apoptotic DNA fragmentation. NCBI's taxonomy places the organism in Eukaryota, Metazoa, Mollusca, Bivalvia, Pectinida, Pectinidae. The record is from RefSeq and is a predicted model, not a curated record.
AUGGGUCGUACAGGAAGUGAGUCCUCCAGGCGAUUGCCACGCCAUCUUAGAUAUGAGGAUAUUCCUACACAUACAUUCACCCCAAGAACAUAUCAGGUGGAGCUGUUGGAUGCUGCAGUUCAGCAGAACACUCUGGUGUGUCUUGGCGCCACCUCAAGUUGCAUGUUCCUCAGUGUAAUGUUGCUGAAGGAGCUUGGACAUCAGUUACAGCAGCCACUUGACCAGGGAGGAAAGCGAGGCGUGUUUCUCGUCAACAAUGCUGAGGACAUAGCCCAGUAUGCUCUUGUGAUUGGUCAUCACACAGAUCUGACUGUUGGUCAGUAUUCAACAGACUGUCAGGACAGGGACCAUGACUGGUGGAUACAGGAAAUUCACAAGUCACAAGCAGUAGUCAUGCUUCCUGCAUUCUUUCAACAUCUUAUUGAAGAAAAUCUGUUGAAGCUAUCGCAAGUAAAUGUGCUGAUCUUUGAUCACUGCCAGCAUGUGUUGGAUCCAGAUCAUCCAUAUGAUUGCAUUACCAAAAGACUACAGGCACAAUGCAGUACAGAAGAAUCUCCCAGAAUUCUUGGUCUUACUUCCUGUUUCACAAGCAAGCACUGUCAGGACCCAGUAGAGUUGAUUACAACCAUCAAACAGUUAGAGAAACGUUUCAAUGCGUCUGCUGAGACAUCAACACUGGUUUACUCAGAGAGGUAUGGAAUGCGACCCACAGAGCUUGUGUUUGAGUGUGAUAAGUAUGAAGAUAAAACGGGUAUGGUUGAGGAGCUAGAAAUUAUCUUGGAAAACACGCUUCAGUUUCUACAGGAAUGUAAUAUCAAAUUGGAAGGUAAUGAAGACCCGAUAGAAACACCAAAGACUGUUAUAGUGGAGUGUCUCAAUAUCCUGUAUCGUCUCGGUCCUUGGUGUGCAGUGAGUCUCGCCCAGAUGUUUGUCUCACAGCUCGAAAAAAUUGACAAACAUGAGACGAUUGAUGUUAAAAAGAAAUUUCUACGCAUGGCUGCCACCCAGCUCCGACUGUUUAUAAAUCACUUUGAAAACAACUUUUCUCCAGAGUAUGACAUUGAGGAACUGCUAUUGUACACCACCCCAAAAGUGAAAAAACUUGUAGACCAUUUGCGAAGGUUUAAACCUGAGUGUGACUUUAAGAUCAUCAGCAGCGAAGAUGCAGAUGGAUUGGAUGAAGAUUCCUACAUGUCAGAUGACAGUCUAGCCUUAACAGAUUCUUCUGAUGAUGAGGAUAGAACAGGAGGGUCCAAAGUUAUUCACGUGGCAGUUAAAAAGGAUAUUCCUGAUGACAAGUCGGGGUUGCAAUUAUUCUCUGGAAGUGAUGACAAAUAUUUAUGUGGCAUUGUGUUUGUCGAUCACCGCUAUGUGGCAUUUGCCUUAAACAAAUUCAUAGAAGAAGUUUGUGCGUGGGAUGACCAGUUGUGCUUUAUCAAGAGUCACCACAUCACAGGACAAGGGUCCAAGAAAGAGGGCAGUAAAAGUUAUAAAAAACAGGAAGAAAUCCUACGCAAAUUUCGUCUUCAGGAACUCAACCUUUUACUGGCUACUGAUGUGUUGGAAGAAGGAGUUGAUAUACCAAAGUGUAACCUCAUCGUCAAAUUUGACCCCCCGAAGGAUUACCGCUCUUACAGUCAGUCAAAGGGACGAGCUCGUGCUCGGGAAUCUGAGUAUGUGAUUUUAGCGGACAAGUCAAACCUGAAGGCCUUCAGGUCGGAGUUGGCAAAAUAUAAGGAUAUUGAAGGGGUCUUGAAAGGAAUUUGGAAAGCUAAUGAUAAUGAGGAUGAAAUGAAUUGUGAGAACAUCACCGAUCUGUACCAUGACAUUUUGCCUCCCUACAAACCCUCUGAUGGGGAGGGAGGUGUUCAGGUCACUCUCACGUCUGCCAUUGCUCUCGUCAACAGAUAUUGUGCAAAGUUGCCAAGUGAUGCUUUCACCCACUUGACUCCCAAGUGUACAAUCUGUUCAACACAGAAAGGUGACCAGACUGUUUACAGUGCCACCUUAAGGCUUCCAAUCAACUCACCGAUGAAAGAAGAAAUCCAGGGUAUUCCCAUGCCUACCAAGAUGUUAGCCAAGCAAGCUGUAGCAUUAAAAGCUUGUGAGAUCCUCCACAAGUCAGGUGAAAUCGAUGAUCAGCUACUUCCUGUUGGAAAAGAACUCUUCAUGAAGGAGGAAGAAGAUUCCAGUGCAUGGGACAAUGAAGAUCUUGCUGGUGAAGCGAGACCUGGUACAACAAAGAGGAAGCAGUACUAUAUCAAACAGCUUGGAUCUGCACUAGUUAAAGGUCACCCUACAGAAGAUCAGAACUUCCUUUAUCUCAUCCAUCUAACUCUGACCCAGCCGAUAUCAGAUGAUCAAAACACGAGAGGGCGCCGAGUGUACACACCAGAUGAAACAAAGAGAGGGUUUGGAUUGCUGAGUUCUAAACAUAUCCCAAAGAUCCCAACAUUCCCAUUGUAUACAAGAUCAGGGGAGGUAACUGUAUCCUUAAACCUGUUACGGAGAGAUGCAGCCUUCACACAGGAAGAGCUCAUCAAACUGCGAGAGUUCCACCGAUUUGUGUUCACAGAGGUGCUAAGACUGGAGAAAGAUCCAAUGGAGUUCCAUCCAGAAAGGGCUGAUUUAGGCUAUUGUAUCAUUCCACUGAAUCGCAAUGACUCCAAUUACUUUGUUGAUUGGGAUUUUAUUGACUUGGUGAAGAAAUCCAAACAGUCUGUGAAGAGAAAUAUAUAUGACUCUAAGCGUGAAGUCUUUGAGUUUAAAAGACAGGAUUACGAAGACGCUGUAGUUAUGCCUUCGUAUCGUAAUAUUGAUCAACCACAGCAUUUCUAUGUGGCAGAAAUCCGCAGUGAUCUCAACCCUUCCUCAGCCUUUCCGUCCCCUGAGCUUUACAAGACAUUUAGUGAAUAUUAUACCACCAAAUAUGGUCUGACAGUGACCAAUCAGGAGCAGCCUCUCUUGGAUGUUGAUCAUACAUCAGCUCGUCUUAACCUUUUAACCCCUAGAUACAUGAACCAAAAAGGUGUUGCCUUGCCAACAAGCAGUGCAGAGACUAAAAAGGCCAGAAGAGAAAAUUUACAACAGAAGCAAAUUCUAGUCCCAGAACUUUGUGAAGUACAUGUAUUUCCAUCUUCACUUUGGAGGAAAGCUGUCUGUCUUCCAACAAUUCUUUACAGAUUAAAUUAUCUCUUGGUGGCAGAGGAGAUGAGAAUUCGAAUUGCAACAGAUGCUAAUAUUGGGCAGGUGGACCUCCCAGAGGGAUUCUCAUUCCCAGCUUUAGAUUUUGGUUUCUCUUUACAGGAGGAUAAAGAACAUAUUGAUGAAAAUGCACAAAAGUCAUCUCUGAGAGAAAACAAAAAUGUGAAUAGCAAUGACAGACAGGCUACAUCUUUGAAUGAAAAUAUACACAUGGAAGUGUUGAAAUCUUCAGAAAAAUCAGGAGACAGAAGUAUGCACAGAGAAGUGUUAGAUAAUGCUGGUGUGUGUUCAGGGGAAAGGCAUUUUGGAAAUGUUCAAUUUGCCCAUGACAAGUCAAUAGAUGUUUGUGAAAAUGUGAAAUCAAGCAAUGAAAUACUAAGGGCAGAUUGUGAAAAUGUGAAAUCAAGCAAUGAAAUACUAAGUGCAGAUUGUGAAAAUGUGAAUGUUGGCAAUGAAAAAACAGAAAUGGCUGACAGUGAAAAUGUGAAUUCUUCAAGUGAAAUAGAAAUGGCUGACUGUGAAAAUGUGAAUUCCACUAGUGAAAAAGAAAUGGCUGACUGUGAAAAUGUGAAUUCAGCAAGUGAAAUAGAAAUGGCUGACUGUGAAAAUGUGAAUUCUACAAGUGAAAGAGAAAUGGCUGAUUGUGAAAAUGUGAAUUUAGCAAGUGAAAUAGAAAUGGCUGACUGUGAAAAUGUGAAAUCUGGCAAUGAAAACACAAUGACCGCAUCAGAAAAUUUCAAUUCCGGCCAUGACACAACAACGGGUGCUACUGAAAAUCUGAAAUCCAGCCAGAAUGUAAUUAUAGAUCAUUGUGAAAAUAUGAAGCCUCAUGAAUCUGUGAUACAAACUGUGAAAACUGAGGUUGUUGAUGAUUUUGGAAGAAACAAGAAAAGAGAUAAAGUAUCAGAUGGAGAGUUAACGUCAGAAAGAAUGCAGGCUCCACCUGCUGGGCAUGAACAAAGGGCAGGCUACUCUAGUCAAAUUACCUCUGUCAAUGAAGGAAAAAGUGAUGAGAACAAUACCAGUCAGUUGUCUGUUUCAUUGAGAGAUGAGGUUCGCAAAACGUUGAUAUGUAAUGGAAACUAUGCAGAAGAAAUUGACAAACAAUGCAAGCCAAAUGAUAAAGACUGUGAUAUAUCUCACUCUGUGAGUCGUGUACAAAAAGAACUCUCUAGUCUGGAAAUCCAUGAAUCUGAUUCUACAGCAAUUACUGAAUGCAUAAAAUCAUGCAAAAGAAAUACAGCUUUUUCGAAGGAACUUUCUUCAAAUGGCCUCAUGAAAGAUUUCAGCAAAAUAACGUCAGAUUCUUCUAAUCCAUUACAUAAGGAGGAAGAUGAAUCAUUUUGUGAAAGUUUACCUUCUGAUGGCAAUCGAGACAAAUUUGAUCAAACCAAAAGCUGUGAUAUUCAUCUUGACUGUGAUAACGCUCACACAUCCUCAGGUUGGGGUGACCCCCCUGAUAGCAGAGACAAAUGUGGACAUUUGAUCAUGGACAGUACAAGGGACCAAGUCCUGGAUGAACUUGUCAGAAACAAGGAGGACCCCAAAUUUGAUGAGAACAGUUGGAAAGAGCAACAGACUUGUGAAAGUGAUGAACAAGCUGAUGUUUUUGCUUCUGUCGGACAUUUUGGAAGAUCAGAUAAAGAUGAGGUGAAGAGGUCAGUUUCUGUCGAUCUUGCAGCAACAGCAUUCCCAGAGCCGUUGUUGUCACUAGAUGUAGAUAUUGACCUUAGUAAAUAUAUUGGCCCAAGUCCAUGCACCAUCCUGCAGGCUCUCACAAUGUCUAAUGCUAAUGAUUUUUUUAGUCUGGAGCGACUGGAAACAAUCGGCGAUUCUUUCCUCAAGUAUGCUAUCACUGUGUUCCUGUACUGUACUUAUCCAGGUAUUCAUGAAGGUAAACUGAGCUACCUGCGUAGUAAGCAGGUUAGUAAUUGUAAUCUGUAUAGAUUAGGUAAAAGAACAGGUCUGGCAGAGUGCAUGAUCUCCACUAAGUUUGAACCGUAUGAAAACUGGCUACCACCAGGCUAUGUCAUUAAUGAGACAAAACGCAAGGGACCUGUGCCACAUGUGGUGUUGAGUAAAACAAACGGUAAGGUAACUCCUGAAAAUUCAACAGAGAAAACAGAUGGAAGGAAGUCACAGGUUGACGGUAAAACAUUAACAGAGGAUGAAAUAGACCAACAGAUUAAGGACAUCGAUCAGUGGCAAGAAGUCGAGGAACAGGACAUGGAGGUGAACGAGGUGAAGGGUGUCGAUAUUUACUCUUACUGUUUACAAACGCUCCACAGUAUCCCCGACAAGUCCAUCGCAGACUGUGUUGAGUCACUGAUUGGCUGCUACCUCACUUCCUGUGGAAAGAAGGCGGCACUCAGGUUCAUGUAUUCACUUGGAUUGAAAGUUUUGCCGCCCAAGGUGGCUGCAGCAGGUGAUGUAAUGGAGGAGGUAGUGACAAUGCCCACCAGCUCACAGGGGGAAUGUCAGAAUGUCAGUUCCUAUGGCUACCAGUGCCCGCCAUCACCUCUCUUAUCUAACUCGGAAACAGACAGACAUCUGAUGGAACACCUCCUGAUAGGAUACACAUCUUUUGAGGAAAAGAUUGGCUACAAAUUCUCUGAUCGGGCAUACCUUCUCCAGGCUUUCACCCAUGCCUCCUAUCACUACAACAAUAUCACUGACUGUUACCAAAGAUUGGAGUUCCUAGGGGAUGCCAUCCUGGAUUAUGUGAUAACACGACACCUGUAUGAAGACUCUUGUAAGUACUCUCCAGGAGUACUCACUGACCUCAGGUCAGCUCUGGUCAACAACAACAUCUUUGCUGCACUUGCUGUAAAGUGGGAUUUUCACAAGUACUUCAAGGCCAUUUCACCACCAUUAUUCCAGGUCAUUGAGAAGUUUGUGGCUAGGCAGAAGGAGAGAGAGGAUGAAAUUGAUUUGGAGGAUGAAGAUGAGAAUGAAGAUGCUAGUGAGGAGAAUGUUGAAUUAGAGGUACCAAAGGCUCUUGGUGACAUCUUUGAAUCACUGGCUGGAGCAAUUUACUUGGACAGUGGUUUGUCGCUGGAUGUGGUCUGGAGAGUGUACUACAGGAUGAUGAAACCUCAAAUAGACAAGUACCUGAAGAGUAUACCUAAGUCACCAGUCCGUGAAUUACUCGAGAUGGAACCAGAGACAGCCAAAUUUGAGAAACCAGAGCGAACUUUAGAAGGAAAGAUCAGAGUCACCGUCAACGUCGUCAGUAAAGGGGUGUUUGUUGGAAUAGGACGCAAUUACCGAAUCGCCAAAAGUGCCGCCGCUAAAAAAGCCCUUCGUUGCAUGAAAGCUAUGCAAGCACAAGGUCUUAUCUAAGACCAUCUCCCCUCACUGUUACAGUCCCUGGCUACAGAUCAGAUUAUUACUUUGUUAAUGGGAAUAGAAUAUUCUAGUCUUGAUGUACAUGGACAUAUUGACAUGGUUUUUGAGAUCCUUUCAUGUGAUUAAGCCUAGGUUAUCUUUACUUUCACCUCAGUUCGGAACGUCCCCUUCUGGUACCUCUAUGCUCCCUCCCCUCCCCUUCAUCUGUCUGGUACUUGAUCUUUAAUAUGACAGUUUGUGCCAAAUUUUACAUGGCCAUAGAUAAAUUCACAUCAAAUCAACAGGCUUUUUUUCCCCUAGAAUCUGUUAGUGUUUUUCACUACGUGAAUCGUUUUAUCAAGACACAAUAUUUUGCUGACAGAUAGAUGAUCCAAUGUAGCUCAGGUACUUUAGUUGUAGAAAUUUGAGGCUCUCAGAGAGAACACUUUAUUAUUGUAAAAUGGAAUAUUUGUAUUCCUUUUGUAUUAGAACAGAUGAAAAUAUUAUGGAGUAUUUAACCCUAGCUCUUGAGUCUCAGUAUUUCUUAUCCAGCAAGCAUGAUCUUGACCAAAUAAUGGUAAAGAAAAGACAAGAUAUAAUCCUAUUAUAAUGCUUUUCAUGAUCAAAACACAGUAUAUUGUGCUAAAAUGAAACUGCACUGGUUUCAGUUACUGUAUGUCAUUUCACAGCAAU